UCGCCAGGGUACCGGCGCAAGAUCGUCGAGCACGAGGCGGGCCACUUCCUGACCGCCUACCUGCUCGGCUGCCCGGUCGAGGCCUGCCUACUCGACCCGUUGCGCGCCGCCACCGACCCGCGCUUCCAGGGCGCCGCCGGCACCGUCUUCUUCGACCCGCUCCUCGCGGACGCGAUGCGGGCGGGCAGCGUGCCUCGCUCCUCCGUCGACCGAUACUCGGUGGUGGUGAUGGCGGGCAUUGCUGCCGAGGCGGAGCUGCACGGGCAGGCCGAGGGAGGGAGGGCAGACGAGCAGGCCCUCGUGCGGCUCCUCACCUCUCUCGACGGAGGCCGCAGCUGGGACUACGCCAAGAUCACGAACCAGGCGCGCUGGGCGGCCUCCUCGGCGGCGCUGCUCGUCCGCGCCCACCGCCCGGCCUUCGACGCGCUGGUCGAGGCGCUCGCCGCCGGCCGCUCCGUGGGGACGUGCGUGAUGGCCAUUGAGGAGGCG
Molecule: messenger RNA, 489 nt
Organism: Emiliania huxleyi CCMP1516
Lineage: Eukaryota; Haptophyta; Isochrysidales; Noelaerhabdaceae
Exons: 1
Biological process (GO): proteolysis
Molecular function (GO): ATP binding; ATP-dependent peptidase activity; metalloendopeptidase activity
Source: RefSeq, a predicted model, not a curated record